UAAUGGGAAAAAAAAACAACUUAAUCUGAACUCAUUCAUGACAAUGAAUAAUUAGUUACACACUAUCUCGGCGUGCCAAUGUUGUCUUACGUAGACUUGCUAAGAAUCUAUGGAUACCUGUUUUGAAAGUUGCAUGGCAUGUAUGACAAAGCACAAAGAAAUAUGACGAUUGAAUUUCAUUCAGAAAAGUUAAAAGUUGCUACCAAAAUUCUAUUGUCAAUUGUUGUCAAAUAUCUGUAAGUAAAACAGCAAAUUGAAAUAUCUGGCCGUUGUUUAAGCAGCGCAGGUAAUGGAAAACAUUUAACUUGUGUCUUGAAAUCACUUUCAAUUUUUUUUUAAAGUUUACAUUUUCAAGAUUAUAAUUUAAAUUGUGGAAAAUGAAAUCGGAGGCUAUCUCGGCACUGGAAAGACUUCAGUCCAACGGUUGUGUACAAAUGGACCAAGGGGAAGUCAUCGAUAAAGUUUUUAAUGCUUUAAAAUGGAACGGUUUUUACCAGACGUCGAGAACCGCCAUCUUGCUUUUGUCUUUAGUCAAUAUCGCUUUAACCGCUGCAUCCGUUGUCUUUAUAGGUAAACCAGUGGAUUAUAAAUGUCGACGUCUGCAAAGUUUAAACAUAACAAUUCAAGACGUCAGUUAUGACUUCACGUUGAACAGGAGUAGUAUCCCUUACGAAAUCAUUUACACCCAAUGCAGCGUAGACGUCAGAAACGGAAGCGACCUCGUUUUCACUUCAAGCUGUAGAGACGGCUAUGAGUAUGCAGAAUCGAUGACGUCAUCCUUUGUUGCCGAGUGGGACUUAGUGUGCAAUGAAGAAUCUUUCUCGGACAUUUCCCAAACAGUCUUAGUUGUUGGCGAGAUGUUUGGCUGUCUAUUUCUAACACGCUUUGCAGACAGGUACGGUAGGAAGGUCUCUUUCAUCGUUACGAGUCUGCUGUUCCUUGCUGCCAACAUGACAUGUGCAGUCUCUCCAAAUUUUAUCUUUUACCUUGUAUUCAGAUUUAUCACUGGACUUUCCGUUGCAUGCUCCCAACAGCUGUCCUACAUAAUGAUGAUUGAGAUGAUGCCAACUGAACAUCGAGCCCUUCCAGAGAAACUGUCUUCAUUUCUAUGGCCAGUUUCGCUCCUGUGUUUGUGUCUUGUGGCUUACCUGACAAAAGAGUUGAGUUGGCACUACACUCAGCUGUGCUUGUCCAUGUUCGCCAUCUAUGUGAUCUUCCUGUGGUGGAUUACAGACGAGUCCAUUCGAUGGCUUUGUGCAGUCAAACGAUACAAAGAAGUGGAAAAACUGGUGAAGAAAAUAGCAAGAAUCAAUCGAGUGGAUCCACAGGAUGCAUUAGAUAUAUUAAGAACCAAUGGGCUUUCGCCUUUUGAAAGUAAUGGCGUAGAAAGAGAUUACAAUAAUAAAGAAGUUUUGAUUAGUCCGACUAUGAUUGACGUUCAUUCCAGCCAUCCAGAUAAAAAGUUGUCCGUGUUUAUCAAAAACAGAAAUCUAUUUAAAGUAACAGUAGUCUCCUGUUAUUCAUGGUUUGUUGUUUCUUUGUCUUACGAUGGGUUGCUGUUUAUUUCUCCAAACCUGAACGAAGAUUUUUAUCUGGGAUUCUUGCUAGGAGUUGUCUCUGAGUUUCCAGCCACUCUCUUAUUCUGUGUGCUGAUUAACAGGUUAGGCAGGAAGAAAUGCAAUGUUGUAUUUCAUAUCAUGGCCGGAAUCUUCAUCUUGCUGUCGACACUCAUCCUUAAUACUCCACUCUACGAUAUGAUACCUGGUCAGUACUGGGUUUCUCUGGCGUUAGCUCUUCUAGGAAGAUUGAGUGUAACAGCUGCGUUUUCUACAAUCCUAACUCAUGUGUCGGAGAUGUUUCCAACAUCGGUCAGAAACACUGGACUUGGCUUUGCAGCAGCAGCGUUGUAUUUAGGUUCGACGAUAGCUCCUUAUUCACGGACACUGAGCAGACAUGUUCCGUGGGCGCCUAAUCUUGUGUUUGGGGUCAUGUGCUUGAGUGUGCCAUUCGCCAUCAUAAUUCUCCCAGAGACUAGUGGACAUGAACUGACCCAGACGGUGCAUGAGAUGGACCAGGAAAUGCAGAAAAGAAAGCGAUAACCGUUUAAGUCUAUAAACUGCUUUAAGUACAAGCGGGCUUUUUGCAAUUUGUUGCACACGUACUUUUAUGUCUUUUUUUGACAUUUUAUAUAUUUGAAAUAGUUUUGUUAGCAUGUCGUUUUGAAACAAAAAAAAAAGAAUAAAUUAUGCUGCUAUGCAAUUAUAACAAUU
Molecule: messenger RNA, 2270 nt
Organism: Biomphalaria glabrata
Lineage: Eukaryota; Metazoa; Mollusca; Gastropoda; Planorbidae
Product: solute carrier family 22 member 2-like
Exons: 13
Coding region: 378-2099 (573 amino acids)
Biological process (GO): transmembrane transport
Cellular component (GO): membrane
Molecular function (GO): transmembrane transporter activity
Source: RefSeq, a predicted model, not a curated record